Messenger RNA from Zygotorulaspora mrakii, 1851 nucleotides. It is a transcript of the gene YKU80, whose product is annotated as ATP-dependent DNA helicase YKU80. Gene Ontology annotation, biological process: cellular response to gamma radiation; double-strand break repair via nonhomologous end joining; telomere maintenance. NCBI's taxonomy places the organism in Eukaryota, Fungi, Ascomycota, Saccharomycetes, Saccharomycetales, Saccharomycetaceae. Gene Ontology annotation, molecular function: telomeric repeat DNA binding; damaged DNA binding; double-stranded DNA binding. The transcript has a single exon. Gene Ontology annotation, cellular component: Ku70:Ku80 complex; nucleus. The record is from RefSeq and is a predicted model, not a curated record. The coding region runs from base 1 to 1851 and encodes 616 amino acids.
AUGUCCGCUGAAAGUACCUCUUUUAUCAUUGAUGCUUCCCGUUCUAUGGUUCAGGACGGGAAUGUUGCCAAAGCGAUGGCUUAUUUGGAAUAUGCAUUGUUAGAGAAAGUUAAGAGGCAACGUAAAACUGACUGGAUCAGUUGCUAUUUGUCGAAUUGUCACAAUACCAAAAACUCACAAGAUAUUCCGGGAAUAUAUCAAGUGCAAUCAUUUGUUGCACCAAUUUCCACAGAACAGACGUUGAACAUACUUCGAGAGGUAAACAGCUAUUCGCAGGAUUUAGUAAAUGAUGAGGUUAAGAAAGAGAUUCCAGAUAAUGAGUUGCAAUGUAUGAUUCAAUGUCUUCUCGUGGCCUCUCUGGAUUUGAAAUCCCAAUUUAACAAGAGAAAACUGCUACGACAAAUUGUUAUUUUUACAGAUGAUUUAAAUGGGUUAGAUUUAACUCCCAAUGAAAUAGUCGUUCUUCAGGAAGAACUGAAUUUAAGGUUAAUACUCGUUGACUGCUGUAAAGAGACUUCCAGCGAGGACAUCUUUGGAAGUAAAUGGGGUUUGUUGAUCAAAGCCAUUCCAGGGUCUAAAGUAUACAGAAUAAAUGAAUUACUGAUCGAUAUUACUUCCCUAAAAUUUCCUAUUAUCAAGCCUGUCAGAGUUUUUAGCGGUGAAUUAAGACUGGGAUCAGAUCCAAUUGGCCUUAUCAGGAACAAUUUUGACCCAUCCGCAGAUUUUAAAUGUUUAAGCAUUCAAGUCGAAGGUUAUCCAGCAACAAAGCAUGUUCCAUCGCUCAAUAGGAAGACUGUUCUGAAAAAAGAAGAGUCUGGUGAAGUAGAAUAUGAGCCUGUUAAGUCGAUAGUUGAAUAUGAAACACUUGGCUAUGACACAGAUAAGCGAAUCAGCAUUUCGCAAGAAUCAGUCGCAAAGGCAUUCAGGUAUGGAUCGGACUACGUUGUGCUACCAUCAAUUUUGGAUGAAAAGAGAUUUUUAAACACUCUCCCAGGACUGGAUGUGAGAGGAUUUCUGGAUAGAAAAAAGAUGCAAAAUUACUACCUAACUUCUGAAUCGAGAUUCAUACUUGCAGACACUAAGUCGGGCGGUAUUGCAGACGUUACAAUGUUCAACGCCUUAGUUGACGCAAUGUUAGAGUACGACAAAAUAGCUAUCGCAAGAUUUGUAGCUAAGCGACAAACAGAGGUGCAAAUGUGUAUACUAUGUCCACUUCUUGUCGAUAGCGGCGUUGUAGUUCCAAAUCAAGUCAAUGGUGAAAAUUUCCAGCGCACAUUCAUAUUGAGUAGGUUACCGUUUGCUGAAGAUGAAAGAGUUUCUGACUUUCCCCGUCUAAUCAACAGAACAACUACUUCAGGCAAAGCUAUAUCUCAGGGCAAAGAUUCAGAACAGAUAGACGCACUAAUGUCUCAGUAUGUAGACUCUUUGGAUUUGGAUGCUCAAAAGUAUGAGACUGUCCCAGAUACAAAGUAUUACUCAAUGUUGAAUCCAAUUGCUAAAGAGACCUCUCUACCAUUACCCGAUGAUUUUGAAGGCGAGUCAACCAAUGAUCCUUCAAGAAUCCCCGCAAUUCACAUACGUAGACAGCAGCAAGUUCUUCUUGAAUACAUUCAUCAAAAACUGAUAAACAGAUCAUCAGAAUUCCAAAUUCCGGAGUUGCCGGAUAUGUUGAGAGAUAUAAUUACUCCACAUUUUGAUUCGCAUUCUGCAAAAGAACAAACUGAGUUAGUCAAACUGCUUGCAAUAAAGAAGGUGGAAAAGGAAUCUAAGAGGCCGGAUGAGGUUUACGAAAGUGACGAUGAAGAUAAUAUACCCUCUUUCGAAGAAAUUAUGGCGAAAGGUGCCCGCUAG